Messenger RNA from Oldenlandia corymbosa var. corymbosa, 2631 nucleotides. The record is from the annotation of a GenBank genome assembly. NCBI's taxonomy places the organism in Eukaryota, Viridiplantae, Streptophyta, Magnoliopsida, Gentianales, Rubiaceae.
AUGGACAGACGAUCUGCUCUCCUAUGGGAGUAUCAUAAUAGCGCAUCGCCGCCUCCAAAAUACGACGACGGAGCCGCUGAUAUGGACAUCCCCAGAAGUAGGUCCGGGCGAUCCACCUCCCACCGUGACCCGGACCCGCGUCUUUCUGAACCCGAGAAAAUUGAAGUCGCUGGUAGCUGGGAAGCCGUGGACUGGUCUAAGAUCGUGCAGCCUGGUUCGGGCUCGGUUCCUCUUGGACUACAAGGAUUUUUGCUCGAAGCCGAGCAUGUUAUCGUGGAGGGAUAUGGUGUGGUUCUUGUUAACACGGAUGAGGCUGGAACCUUGUUUGUAACUAAUUUUCGUCUUCUUUUUCUGAGUGAUGGUUCGCGGAGCAUCAUUGCGCUUGGCACUAUUCCGUUUGGAACAAUCGAGAAGUUCAGUAAAAUUGCUAUUAAGCUCCCAGCAGGCCCGCGCCAGUCUGACCGAAGUCCUUCUCGGCGACUUCUUCAGGUCAUUGGCAAAGACAUGAGAACGAUUGUGUUUGCUUUUCGGCCUCGUACGAAGCAGAGGCGGGCUGUUUAUGACGCAUUAUUGAGGUGUACAAGGCCAUUAAGAAUUUGGGAUCUCUAUUGUUUUGCUUGUGGUCCAUCCAGAUUCAUGAAUAGUGACCCUAAAGUACGGUUGCUGGAUGAGUACUUCCGCCUUCUUGGGCUGAGUUCAUAUCAUGCUUCAAUCAGAAUGAUUGAAGAUGGUUCGUUCACUUUGUCUAAUGAGUUAUGGAGAAUAAGCAGUGUAAAUUCAAGUUAUUCAAUGUGCCCCACCUAUCCAUUUGCUUUGUUGGUCCCUAGAUCUAUUAGUGAUGAAGAACUGCAGCAAGCUUGUAGAUUCCGUGCAAGAUGUCGGUUGCCUGCUGUUUCUUGGUGUGACCAAAAAACUGGUGCUGUGCUAGCAAGAUCAUCCCAACCUUUAGUUGGCAUAAUGAUGAAUAUGAGAAGUGAUACUGAUGAGAAGCUAGUAGCUGCAACUUGUACGCAACUUUUUGGAGUAAAGCAGCAGCGGAGGAAGCUGUAUAUUGCUGAUGCAAGGCCUCGGAAAAAUGCUCUAGCUAAUGGUGCUAUGGGAGGUGGAUCAGAGUCAUCUUCUAAUUAUUUCCAAUCAGAGGUCGUCUUUUUUGGGAUAGACAAUAUACAUGCAAUGCGGGAGAGUCUUGUUCGGCUUAGAGAAUACCUAGAUACUCACGGUGCCACAUCAUCAGACGGAAUGUCAUCAUUCUUGAGACAUGGAGGAUGGACUUGGGGAGGAGGUAAUCUUAGCAGUAUGUCUGCUUCGGUUUCAACUUUAGGAGACAGUGGUUGGCUAAUACAUGUCCAGAGUCUCUUGGCUGGUUCAGCUUGGAUUGCUGCACGAGUGGCUUUGGAGUCAGCAUCAGUUCUUGUUCAUUGUAGUGAUGGUUGGGACAGAACCACUCAGUUGGUCUCACUUGCCUGUUUGAUGCUUGAUCCAUAUUACCGGACAAUUAAAGGCUUUCAGGCACUCGUGGAGAAGGACUGGCUCGCAUUUGGUCAUCCCUUUGCAGAUCGGGCUGGAAUGCCAUCGGUGACAGUAAGUGGCAGCAUGCCCUUUGAGUUGUCUAGGCAGUCCUCCUCUGGGAGUUUUUCUGCCUCCCCCUCACGGCAAGCAUCAGGCUCAUUGACAUCACAAGCUCCACCCAAUUCGCAUGCUCAAAAUAAUUACUCGCCUAUCUUUCUGCAGUGGGUUGACUGUGUUUCACAAUUGUUACGGCUGUAUCCACUUGCCUUUGAGUUCUCCUCGGCUUUCCUGGUUGAUUUAUUGGAUGGAAUGCUUUCCUGUAGAUUUGGAAAUUUCUUGUGCAACAGUGAGAAAGAAAGAGAGCAAGCUGGUAUUUCUGACUCGUGCGGCUGUUUGUGGGUGUAUUUGGCCGACCUGAGAGCUUCAGGUGGAGGUUCGCAUAUGCAUUAUAACCCAUUUUAUGAACCCUCAAAACAUGAUGGUGCACUACUGCCACCAGCUGCUGCUUUAGCUCCUACAGUCUGGCCACAAUUCCACCUUAGAUGGUCUUGCCCCAAGGAAUCAGAGGGUGGAGAACUUGAAGCACUAUGUAGGAACAUGGUUAAAAAGUGCACAGAACUACAGAAGGAAAAAGAAGCGGUGGAAAUAAAAGUUAGAGAAACCACUGCUAUUAAGGAGUCAUUGGAUGCAGAGUUGAGAAAUGAGAGGCUGAUGAGUAGCUCAGCUAAGGAUCUGGCCAGCAGUGCCACCAGGGAGUGUGCUGCAAUAAAGCGUGCUUUACAAUCACUUGGUUGUAAAGUGAUCUUCUCCAAAGAUGGUGACUGCAUUGUUGGAAUUGAAAGCAAUUCCAUUGAAAUCCCUCAAAAAUCUGUAUAUAUAUCUGCAAAUGAGGGAUCAGCUCAUAGUGCAAACGAUAAUGAAAAAUCAGAGGCCUCUGACGUUUCCAAUCUUCCAGUUAACCAGUUUUGUGAAUCUUUGUGCCCAUUGCGCACAAGGGAGGGAGGAUGCAGAUGGCCAGAUGCUGGUUGUGCUCAGUUUGGAAGUCAAUUUGUUGGAUUAAGAGCUAAUUUUGAUGCAUUUGAUCGGCUGUCGAUAUAUGAUGGCUAUUUUCAGCCAAAGUAG